ACCUUUUUUAUUAAAUUCCUUCCAGGUAUGCACUACAUAUAUUAGGAGUCUGAACAAACAUGGAUGAAAACUGCAACUUGACUGGUUGGCAGAGGCAUACAGCCAUGGGGCAGUUUUUUCUAGUUAGUAAAUUGAUACCCAGAUGCCUGGUAUCAAGCCUCCACACACAGGAAGAUUGGACGCAAUAUGUAAAACAGGAAAACUCCAGUACUUAGACAUGUUUACUUGGCUCUGCAUGUGUUUUUUUAACAUAAGCCAUGGACAGGUCCCUCCUCCAUCAUCCCAUGUUUGAUUUGAAUAGCUAAAGUGCAGUAUGGUCCCGUUAUAUUUUGGGGCUGCAUUGGAGCAUGAGUGAGGCAAAUGACAUGCAUUUUGUAUUUGUAAUACUAUGCUAAUAAUCAUAUUCUCUUGCCUUGAGUGGUGCAUAUUCUAACCUUAUAUGAUAAGUAAUGCAAAUGUAGCAACCUCUGCAAAUGCCAGAGAAAAUGAAGUAGAAGGCAGAGAGCAAGGGCGCAAAGGAGUAGAGAGGGGAGAAUGAGAGAGCAGGAGCUAGCAUAACUAACUGAUUGUUGUGCUGUCAAAUUGAUUUGCAUGAAAAAGGCCUGUCUAAUUGCAACACUUAGCUGCAACAUACUGAUAAUACAGAGCAGGAUUAUAAAAGGACAUGGAGGAGAUUUUAUUAAGAAGGAUUUCCUGAGUGUCUUUGAGAGAUGCACCACUACCUUCUGUUUCUGUGGGGGCCAUUCAAACCAGUGUGUCCAUCACCUUUCUGACAUGACAUAUCCAUCAUGCAGAUGCAUAUACAUUGCUGUCUCAGCACCCAUUACCAUAUAAAUCAUUUCAAUGUUUUAAGAUAACUUGCAUUUGAACCUAAUAAGUGUGGAGAAAAAGAGAAACGGUAUAGAAACUCCAUGCACCUUAGAUGCUGACUUUUGGCACUGAAGUAUAUAAGGUGGUGAAAUAAAGAGUACUCUCAGUCCUAAGGUCUGAUUUUUACUGGAGAUUGUCAUACAUAAUAUACUCAAAACAUGGUGAAACUGAUAAAUUAUUAGAUCAUUCAACUGACUUAAAUUAAUUGAAUAUUACAUCAUGUUAGUGCAUACGGUUCAGUAUGUAAACACAGUACUAAUAUUGUGUCAGUUCAGCAAUAGGAUUUCAAUUGAACAAAAAGACGUCCAUGGCACUAUUGUACUAUUGUAUUUUUUUUAUUCCAUUGAUCUUCCUUCCUCCCUCCCUCCCUUCCUUCAAAUUUGAUUCUGGGGGACAUGACAUCAACACUGAUGUCAAAUGAAAAUGAAUGCACUGACAAUCAGUGAAAAGCAAAUGUCAAAAAAGCAGAAGCCCUAAAUGUAUAAUUUAAACCAUUUAAAAGCCAUAAUAACUGACUAUAUAUUUUUAGUAGAAAAAAGAACAAAAGAUAGCAGGUCUGCCAUCACAUUGACCUGUUCUGAGAGAUUAUAAAAUGUUACCUGCUUUGACAGGGUGUGGAAAAGCACAAAGUUGGUGGCUUAGCACAGGGAUUCCUGAUGCUGCCAAAGGCAGUUCUUCCCUUUAUUUCUUUUCUAUAAUAAUAAAUGAUGGAUGUUUUAAAUUACGAAACAGUGCUGGGAAAAUCCAAUUUACUUCUGUAUCAAAGGCCCUUUUUUUUUAGCAUUAAUAUUUGCGGUGGGGCCACUACUAAAUGAUGUAAUGUGCCAUGUGAUAAUGGGUCUUAUGUGCGUUUAACAAAUCAUUGAGUUCCUACCUGUAAAUGCAUCUGCAAGGAGCUGUUGGUUGUCUUUCCUUGCUAGACAUUGAUUUAGACCCUAUUCAUAAUCAAGUAUGUGUUUGUUUUUUACGUCAGUUUAUUUGUAUUUUGCACAUGUGUGGAUAAAGAUAGGAGUAGAAAGUGCUUCAUUAGCAAAAUUGUUCUGUUCCAUUUUAGGUUCCAUUUCAGUGACCCAUUCCAGUGAGCAAGCAAGCACAAUAGUGGGGCCUUGAAACUGACACAACUGAAUGAAAUGAAGCCAUUAGUAAUGUAAUUAGCUACACUUUUGUUUGGCCAACAGUCAACAGGUCCUCCGUGAGAAAAAUACAUUGAUGUGUAGUGACAAAACCCACUUAGAUAAUAUCAAUACAUACAGUAAAUGAUUAUCUAUUAAUUGAUCAAAAAAUAAAUAUUAUGGUUAUUUUGGCUAGAAAAUCUCUUGGGGCUAGGGUUUUCAUGUGAUGUACUGUACAUUGUCUUGCUGCCAUAAUUGAGGUCUACAGCUCUUGAGAACAACAUAUGAGAACAGGUUAUGGACUUUGCUGCUGCAAAAGUAUCAAAUAGACAUAUAAUACGGCAUACUGCAUUUAAAUGGAACUUGCAAGCAUACACACAUUAUGCUUGCUGUUCAGGUGCUUUAAGUUGUGUCAACACUGUUGUAAGCUGUCUGACAACAGAAAAGUAUGUUUCCAUGUUCCAUUUUCAAAAAAAGCAUGAUUUGGGGUUUAUUUAUUAUUUCAGCAUCAAGUUUAGGAAUAACAAGUGAGUUGUUAAAAAAAAUGCAGGCUGCAACAUUUUUUUAAAUAUUGGCGUAUAUCACAACUCAACCAAUUUUGUUGAUUACAAGCUAGACAGUGUAGUAUGUCAAAAAUCCAUAUUUCCAUUCACUUUUAGCUAGAAUACUACUUCCACAUUACAAUGUGAUUUUUUUUUUUUUUGGAUACCUAUCCCUAUCAGCUCUGAUUGUAGCAAUUAUUUGUGUGCAGCCAGUUCUACAAAGGGCCUCAAUAACUGACCAAGCUGUAGCUGCUAGGAAAUAUGUGGUCCAACUGAAAAGCCUCUUUCUUUGUUGAAUUUUUUUUUUUCAUUGUGUAUUGAAAUGUAGCCUAAUUGUUUUGAUUCAGUCAUGAUUUUGACAGUUUAAGAGGAUUUCAUUAAUGUGAUUGGUGCUUCCAACUCUGAGCAGCUCUCAGCAUUCCUUCAAUUUUAUGUUCUGCUCAUUUUAAAGAUAUAACUAUGACGAAUUUCAAAUACAUCUAUAACCACGCAGUUAAAAUGAACAGUUUUGGUGCCAUAAUACUUAGCCAGGUGUUAGGAAUAUUAAGGUAUUUAUUUUAUCCCUCCAUUAGGUACAACUUAUUCUGUUUAAUACAAUAUAUCAUAUAAGUAUAUAUGAGUGUCACAGUUAUAUAUUAUAACACAAAUGCUCGUUCAAAGUGGCCUCCAGGGACAUCAAUGUUUCCUGUCACUUCUGUACAUCAGAGAGCCCUUUCUUCCCAACUAGAAGACAGCUAGUUUAUUUCAAGAGUGUUUAGAUGUAUCUGUUUACUCUUUCUUAUCUCAUUUCCUUGUUUCUGUCUUCUGGAUGUUUGUCUUGUUAAUUUCUCUCAUUCUCUGCUCACCACAACUUCAAUCACAGUAGAUCCUGGUACAUAUGUCUCUGUGGUGUCCGAGUCUACAUCGCUCUUAUGUGCCACUUUUUGUAAUGCUCUUCUCUACUGCCCUUGACACAGUGUUUUCUGUUUUUCAUCGAGUUCAUAUUUAAGUUCAUACUUACAGCUGUCUCUGCCACAUCACCACUAUAUUCUGCCAAGUGUCGUCAGAGUGGGCAAAUAAUUGCCCCAAUAUGAUCACACCUCAUGCUGGUGCUAAAAAGGUAUAUCAAAACAUUGGCCUUGCCUAUUUUUCCUUGGUUUAGCAUGUUACUUUUAAAUGUAAUUAUAUUAAGUGAGAUAACUUAUCUAAGUAUAGAGUCUGAUAAAUUGAGUGUAAAAGUUUUUGACACAUUCAGUAUUCCUUAAUUCUCUCCUUACAGUAAUUCCAUCCAUCAAUCUCUCAUCCCCUUUGUCCCCCAUUGUACAACAGGUCAAAGGUAUUUGUUGGUUAAAUGCUGCUUAUUGUAACUGAUCAUUGGUGUCAUAUUCAAAGUGGCAUGAAGCUCACUCGUUCUUACUGUAUUUACAGUCUGCUGCUCUAUAACCCAGUCUUACAUAAUUGUAUCUUUAACCCAUUUUAUGUCUUACCCAUCAUCCCUCUCUCUAUUGUACCUUGUUCUUAUUCCUCCCCCUUUUCUUGUCUGUCUGAUCCUGCACAUCUUCUUCACUGUGACUAGUGUGAUGGUAGGCAGGCAAGAGCAUAGUGCUCUUAACAAAGCCAACAUUACCAAAGAUCUUUGGCUGUGGGAUGUCUGGCUUUUUAGUUCAUGCAGAGAUUGGCUAAUAUUCCUGUCCACCACGAUGAGAAAUAUAAGGAGAAAUAGGCAUUUCAUUUUAAUGAACCUUUUCCUCAGAGUCGACACACAAGAAAAAGGCAAAUCUAUAUAAAAAGUUCUAAGAAGUAAAAGGCAUAAAAGGCUGUUUGCUCUAAAAAGCACAUUUCCUCCUUUUGUUCUAGCCGUGAUCGAGGUAAUUCUCCAGAUUUCCACUGAAAACAUUGCUUAAUGUCUUUGGCUUGUGGGAAUAAAAAUGAAAAUGAGCCUCAAGGUCCUUAUUACAAGCCUCUCGUGUCAAUCAUUUUCAAACAAAGCUGCUUUUGCAAACAACGCAAAGACACUGCAUUAGAACCAUGCAAACUUACAGUCUACUCAGACUGACUCAGUUUUUUGUGAAGUUACAGGAGCAGGAUGUUUGAUUGUGUUGUCACAGCUAGCUUGAACAUGACCACAGUUGUGAGGAUUGUUUUUUCCCCCAAUUUUGGUAUUUGGCCUCCCUCUGUAUUGCAUUUUUAUGUGUGCACAUUUGUUUUUUUCAUUUAAAUGGCAUGUUUUGAAAGAUUGGGAAUGGACAGUGGACAGCUCCAUGCAGAAAUUGUUUGCUCUAUUUAUACCAAGAUUUUGUAUCAAUGAGUUGACUAAUGCCUACAGUACUUAAACAGCUACUGAUGCAUGUCCUCUUGCUUCACAUAUCCAAAGUUGGCUCCUUCUUUUGAGCAGUCAUAACCUUAGCGGGAGGAUUUGCCAAAAAGUCUUGAAGAAAUGUCUUUUUCAGUCCAAUUAAGUCUGUCAUUGCCCUUUAGCAGUAAAGUGUGGAGGCAGCAGAAUUUUUCCACAGCCAGCAGAGGUCAUGUUCAUGUGUGCUUGCCUAGCUCUAUUCUUAUGAGUGCUUCGUGCCUUUUUCUCAUCACAUUCACAGCCUCAGCUCCUUUGAGUGGGUGGGACAGGGGAGAUUUCAACCAGACAGGUUGUCUCCUCACAGUACUGUAAAUUGUGAGUAACACGUAAUUUCUAGAGGUUUUCAGUGUCACAGGCUCAUAGUGUUUCAGCAUGACUUUAGUAUUAUUAGAAUAGUAUCGCAUAUGUGACAGGGUAAGUAAGUACUGUAGCUGUCUAUCCAACAUGCUGAGCUCUGGGAGAUCAUCUUGGCAGCAUAGUGUAUCAGGACAAUGCUAUCAAAGCAGAGAGAGCCAGGGGAGUAAUAGGGGUGAGCCAAGUAAAAUCAGCAUAUUCUAUUAUACCCUUUUAACACCAAAAUUAGUGCAUACACACAGGUUAUUUAAACCCGAGUAAACCGCUAAAAAUAGGCGAUUAACUCCUUUCCCAUUGCCCAUUGUUUUUUUUCUGAUGUGUCACGUUCAACGUCACAAACGCACCGGAAAACAGUGUUCGUAAACAGUAGAAAGCAGCAUGGAGGCCAGUGACAGGAACCGUAUUUCCAUAACGUAUUUUAAUGCAUGAUGUAUCACAUUAGAAAAUGUUAAUGGAAACUUCUGAAAUUCGCAUCAAAGUUUAAAUGCUCGCGUGAGGUGGGUUUUGCCUUUUUUUCGAAAAAGAGUUAAUGCACAUAAUGGGAGAUGGAAACACUUUUGCCGAAUAAGUUUAGAUACAGCUAACAUUGAACUUGCAUGACUGAUCAGUUGUUUCUGCUCCGAGAGGAGGAGAAGAAGAAGAAGAAGCUGUUUCUGCUGUUGACGUCUUAGAAUAAUUUCAAAUCCCUGAAGACCUCUCCAUUUUCCCCUCGUAGAUGGCCAAGGCGACUGGUUUUGUUUCUUCUUGUUCUUUGAGGUUUAUUAGUGGUUGACAAACAACUGGUUUCGUUUCCUGUUCGCAACCUCUACUUCUCCUACUCUGUUUAUUACAGCCAUGUGUAACAUAGCCUAUACCGCCAAUUUCUGCAGGAUGACGAAAGUAGAUUAGAUUAUUCGCUCCAAACCAGUUAAUGGAAACAUGCCUAAUUUGCAUUUUCUUUAUUUUUCUUUAUUGUGACAUUUCAAAAGUUUGCUUCAAAUUUGCUUUACAAUUAAUGGAAAUACAACUAAUGUUACGGUGGUAACAUUAACAUUAGUAACCUGUAUCCUUAUUUCCUCUUCCACCCGAAUCAGGAGAAGCUCUCUCACCUUACUGUCUUGCCAGUGUUGCAUCUUGCACGAUACAAAGAAAAAAAUCGCCAUUGUAUGUUGUUCCCAUAAACUGUUACUAAUUAUGUGCCAAUGUCAGGUACUUCAACGCGCGUCAAAGCAUAGUGCCAGAAAAGGCGGGGGAAUUAGUGUGUCCACCCAGGUGUCUUGUUUCCAUCACUGCCAAUCGGAGCUGGAGCCGAUAAAUACCCAUGACUACUGCAGAGUCAUUUGACCCGGGAAUGACUGACAAUUGUUCCCUUUUCCACUGAAGACAAAAGCCAGAUGUUUGUGGGUGUUAGUGGGUUUUUUGUCCAGUGUGAAAGUGGCUUUAGAGACACAUUAAUGGGUAGAAGAAAACUGGGGUUAAAGAGGUAGGAAAGGAGGGAUGAUAAUGACAAGGUGAUGAAAACUACAGCAGAAGUGGACUCAAAGGAGCAGUUUACUCCAAACUAAAUAAACUUUACCAGGUAUGCACAUUCAAAAGGGUAGUUUUAUGACCAAAACAUUUGGCUUUGAUCAUUGUACACACAGAAUGUACAGAGGGUGGUUAGCCAAACAUGUCAAACUUUUUCAUACAUGCAGUUUCAUUCGCUGUACCUCUGCUGCAACCCUCUGCAUCUGGUAAACAGUGUCAUGUGACUGGUUGAGUUUUUUACAUGUCAUUUGGGCUAUGUGAUUUGGUUUUCCUGUUGUAUCUCCUACCUCUGGCUUGGUUGACAACAUUUGCUUGCAGCACCUUGUAACAGCAGUUCAGCAAAUGGACACCCGAAAUGGGAUUUAUUUAAAGAUGCUGCAGAUCUUUCUGUGAUUUAAUACAGUUACAUUCUUGUUUUCCAACAAUAUAAACUUCACUUGUAUAUCCUCAAUUUUGAAGCUGAUUAGUAUUAGCUUUCUCUUUAUAUUAGAUUUGUGUGGUUCAGAUAUGGUAAAAAGUGUCAUUAAUGUGGCAAUAUGACACAUUUUGAUCAACAAAAUGGAUCGUUACUAUAGAGCUUACUAUAUAUUUCUUCAUAUAAAACUCAAUGUAAAAGAAACCAUUUGAAAUCUCUUAUGGGAACCCUGAGCAGAGCUAAUUUCGAGUUUGUCUAUCAAAAGAAGCCAUCACCUGACGUUACCAAGGCAAAGAUAUCAACUGGACCAGGCUUGAAGUGGCUCAAAUGUAAAGUAGCAUGCUUUAUAAGUUGCUCCUUUUAACGCAAAGCAGCCACUAAAACUAUUAAAGUGUGUGUGGUGGGUGAUGAUAUAGUCUGUGUUACAAAGGGGUGUAAGAGUGGUGGUGUUAACUGUCUGCUGGCGUAAUGAGAGAGUGAGCUGUCAGAGACACGCAUGUAAUGGCUCCCUUGCCAGCCGCCCAGUUCAGGCCCUGUGGGACACAGCAUAGACAUACCAUUUCUUUCACACUGUCAUCUCCUGCACCCCCUCCCCACACUUCCUUUCCCUUUCUCCUUUGUUAAACUCUGACCUGGACAGGGACCAUGGCAGGCCUCUCAUAUCUUUUGUCUCUUUGUAUUGCACAGAUAGUAAACCGUACACAUGCUAACAAUCACAUACACACAUACAGAAUCUCACUAAGCAUGCAGGACUCAGAAGGGGCAUUUAGUCACUAUAUCCCAUAGGAUUGGGAACCCUACUAUAUUCAGGAUACAGUGGGUUUCUCAUGGGCAGUCAAGUCUACCCUCACUGAAACAGGCAAACAGGCAGCAGCUUCUCAAAAGACCAGGCAGGAUAGUUACACUGUGAUGGUACAUCUUUAUCUCUCUGACAGCCAUAGUAUGCUUUAAUGACUGCUCUGUUCAAGGAGUGAGCUCACAGUCAACUUCCUACUGACAUGUCCUUCAAGUGCAAGGUUAUUUUACUCUUGCAUUUUCAGUGAAAAAAAGAAGGCGGUGCAGCUUUGACCCUAAUUUGUGAUAUUGGUAAAAAAAAAACGGGGCUACUAAAUAUUCCUAGUUAUAUAGUGUUCUUGGCUGAAAGUUGUUGCUAAUGUGCAGUGCCAUUUUCACCUAUAGUGUCAAAGAUAGGAUUUUACAAAUUCACUCGAUGGCUCAGCUUCCUCCUUCUCCUCUUUCCCUCUGCUCCCAGCCAAUCUAUAAGCAUUCAUCGCUGGAGGCUUGCCGUUAUGACAGUUCUUUCAUCAGCCAUUACUGCUGGUGUUAAUGGCAUCCUCAUGCUGACUUUAAAGCCUGAUUAUCAUAUUGUGGAGGUUGAUUGACAGUUGACCUUCACACUAGUUUAUGAAGAGCCGGCUAGAUACAGUGGGUCUCCUCAAUUGCCUCAGUGGCAGCGUAUUAAUACUAAUCUGAAAGAAUUACCAGGAACCAAUUAAUCUGCAGACCCUAGACAAGACAGUGGUUAAAGAGAUAGUGCUGCUUCACAGCUUGGCUUCAAUAUAGUCACUAAAUGGACAGUGCUGCAUGCUCAGUGAGAUUCUCAGUGUGUAUGUAUGUGUUUGUUGGUAUUUGUACUAUUUACUUAGCCGAGGCAGUCCACGCUCAUAGGUGCAUGGAUUUCACUACAAGUAUGGUUCAUUCCUACCAACUCCAUGCCUGUGUGAUAAGCCAAAAAAUGAGGUGUCACGCCUGGAACAAAUGCUUAGGUGAGGUUACACUGACCCAGCAUGGUAUACAGCUGACUUAUUAGUGCAAGAAAUGAGGCGAGGCAGAAAAACUGUCUGUGUGAACUAUGAUGCAUAAUACAGAGGGCCUGCAUGCACAUUUAUAUCAGCACUCUGCAUAAUGUCUCCAUCUUAUGGCUCAGAAAUACACAGAGACCUCAUUGGUGCUGCUUAACCUUACCUGUGCUUCACCAUGGUUACUUGCACAUUCCCUCAUACAGGGAGGGAUCUCCCCUAACUCUGGUCUCACCAACGUCAGCUCCCCUGGCCCUGGCUGCCAGCCUCUUUCCCACACUCCACCACUCUUGCACACUAACACUCCUCCAUAGAAACGCAUGGUGGAGGUGUGUGAUGCCAAACGAGUUACUCGUUACCUCCCUCCCACUCGGGUGGUAGAAGCUUUUGGAAGAACUACAGCGACAUCUGCAUGUGCCAUGGUUACAAAGCGCCAGCCUAAUACCACCCAUUUCACUAGGCUUCCCCUGCCAGCCUGCUCCCCAUCUGUACUGCCCCUCCUCCUGGCACCUGCGGCAAUCAUUUCUCAAAUUACUAAACAUGGCUAAUUGUGUGAGGCGUGAAGCUCACUUCAUUUGAAUACUCUGGCUUGGGGGGGAUUUGCCUUGCGUAGGGGAAGAAUUAAGCAAGGAUAUCUGGAAAAGGGAAGAUCCGCAAUUAGAAACACAGGUCUCUGAGGAGUAAAAUUUUACCACGGAAUUGUUGUUCUGUGCUGUUAAUGUUGUACCUCACCGAAGUAUUGUUUUGUAUGAAAACUGAUUUUGUUCAAUUACAAACUGAAUUUAAAAUUUGGCUCCAUUCUUUAUUUUUAAACUUUUUGAUUAAAAGUCAUAAUAAUCUAAAUCUUAUUUAGGAAGUGAUUCAUUUGGAAGAUUUCUUAAGAAAGAGGCUUUUUGCAGUCUCCUUUUUAUACCUUGAAGAUUUUUUAAAUUGAAAUUAAAAUUUUUUAUUUUUUUAUUGAAAUUAGAUUGACUUAAGAGGAGGCAGAAUGAUCCAUUGGAACGCUCAAAAGUGCUAUACUGGGUCACAGUGUGUUUCUCUUCAUUAACUACAUCCUCCUGUAUGUGAUGUGUUGUUGUUUUCUUUUGCAAGUUCAUAAAAUCUGCAAAAUGUUGAAUCUCACAGUAUGUCCUUUGUGUGUGACUGUGUGUGUGUGUGUGUGUGUGUGUGUGGGGGAUUAAUUUAUCACUAAUUCAUCCAAAUAUAAUGGGCCUGAUUCUAAAGCGAGAAUCAGGUUUGGGUUUGGUUGUGGGGUUUAUUUUGGGGUAUGUUUAUGUGAGGAAUAACUUGAAGCAGUUUUUGUUGUCUCAUGUAGGAAAAUCAUGGGGAAUACAUAGAACAGCAGAAUAACUCAGUUAUUCCCAUCAAGUAAGAAGGUUUUUAGUCCUCAGUCUCCCAUGAGUCUGGCUCACACCUGCUGCCAAUAGUCACCUGCAAUGCUCUCCCCUCAUUUGUAUAACAUUUUAAACCCUUACAUGAACGCUCACAAAAUUGACGAUGAAUUGUUCAAACUAUUUCUUUGUAGUCCCGAUUUAGCUGGUCACAUGCAAACAUUUCAUGAAGUCUGAAAUCGCAAUAAUAAUCUAAUUUCUGUUCCAUUCACAAAUGCACAAACAUCCAUUAGUUCUACGUGAACAGACAUUCACUGUAUGUGAGAUGGCUCCUUGCACAGAUUGUAAGGUGCUAAAUUAAUCCGUGUCGGAAAGGUUGAGUGCACUGACUUUUUUAAUUAAUGUUGAAUUAAACGAAUUGGCAGUUUGCCAGACACCAGGCACACAGCUUUGAAGAUUGUCAUUGCAUAAUGAGUCGCUUUUUCUUCUCUUUAUAUUUUAUGCUUUUCUGUUUCCAGUCCCUCGCUCUCCGCUGCCAUUUGUCCGUAUACCUUAGCGAUUUAAUGAUAUGCAAAUGAAAUAUGCAUAAAACCAUCCUGCUGUAGGAUGAUUAAGCACAGAGGACAUUAGCCAGUGCCCGCCACAGUGUCUGUUGUCUCCUCUGCAUUCCGCUUCGGCCAGGCGCCAACAACGCCACUCUAAUAAAGAUCAAUGCUGCACUAAUCAUCUGAAUAACACAAAUAAUAUCCAAUUUGAGAGAAAUUAGAUUCCAGGAUGGUUUCUUCUCGCUCCAGUUUUGUAAGAUCCAGAACCAGGAAAGGCAUAUGUCUUCAUAUGUGAGAGUUGGUGCUCUAGAGAGCAGGCAGAGAGCAAAGAGACCAGGUUUUCCAAGAGGGAGCACUUGAACAUCACUGGCAAUGCAGGAGCUUUUCUCUGCUUGUUUGUGAGUACUGUGGCAUUAUUUGACUACUGGCAUAUAACGAAGGAAGAAAAAUAUCCCCGUUCUUGCUUUCCCUCUCUCUCUCUCACUCUCUCUCUCUCACACACACACACACACACUCCACCCCCCAUUCCAUUCUGCUCUCUCUUGCAAGCCCUCUUUUUUUGUAAUCCAUUUGUGUAAUGAAGACGCUGCACAAUUAACAUCCCCCAUGGAAUUAAUAUAAAAGGGCGAUUAUCCAAAGUUCAUUAUCUCCAAAAGAUUAGAAUAUCCACAUGUUUCGCCACGAUGAAUAUGGAAAAAAUACAGCACCAAUUACAAAUUACAUUGUUAAUCGUAUUUGUUGCGAUCACGAUUAUCACAUUUGAGAUGCCCAAAAAGAUGCCCUCUUUUAAGCGGUCCUUCCUCAGUAGUGGUACAACAAGAUUCAGACAUCUUGGUAGUGCCAAGGUUGGGUAGCAAGCACAAAGAUGUUAUAAUCCCUCCCUUUGGAUGACUUCCUUAAUUAUUAAUAUUGCACAACCAUGCCUCUUGUCCAAAGAUAUCCAGGAGAAAAAAAAUUAAAACAAUAAUUGUUGGAUGCCAGUGGAUGAAUAUCCUUCGUUGCUAAUUACUGUUUUAAUUCCGACUGUGCAUAUUAACAAUGAAAACGAACUUAAUGAAAGCCUCCGUUGUGUCUUUGCAGCGAUGCCCAUCCUUGGCUCCGUGCCCAAUGCCAGCAGACCUCGCGGGAACCACAGAAACGUUCCUCCGGACCCAGAGAGUACCCCGAACCCCCGCAACUCAAACCAGUUGCUGGACAUCCAGGAGCAAGGAUCUCUGUCGCUGCCUGAAUUGCAGGAAAGCCGCCUGGAUCUCUGGAGGAACAGUUACAUGCAGCAAUACCAAAAGCAGCUUCAGAGCAAGACUCAGCAGGCCCAGGAGCUCCAGAGUCAGCUGCAGUUAAAGGGGCGUCAGAUGGAGGCAGAGAAUGAAGCACUAAUGGAAUGUAAUCUGGAGUGGAGAGCUCAGAGUGCAGCACAGGGCAGACUGGCUACAGAAAGCACCCAGGUGGGGCACAGAUGUAAAGACCUGGAGGCUCAGCUGGGGCAAAGACCUACCUCGGUUAUACAGUACCAGGAUAUGACACAGGACACCAGGAGCAGGUCUGAAGAGAAGAUCAUGCCGCUACAUGCAGAGUUGUCCAACAUGGCUGUCUCAAUCAGCAGGUACAGUGCUCCCAACUGCUCAGACCUCAGCCAACAGAAUCAUACAGUGAUUUUACAAGGAGGCGAAGAGACAGAACAAAGAACAGAUUUCUGAGCUACAGGUGGAGAUAGACAGGCCAUAGAUGCUGCUGUAGGAUAAAUUGUAAGAGCUGCAAAGAAAGUGGGCCCUUAAAUGUCAGGACAGACCUGGUUGCAAUAGAUUAUGAAGUUGGACAAUCAUCUCAACACUCCAUCCUGCACACCCAACUUGACUCCCUGCACAGUCACUCCACCAUGCCCAGACGACCGCCACCCUCCACUUCAAUAUUUCAGUACUUUAUUUACUUCUACUUUAAAUUUCACUUGCACUCUCUGUGUCCUAAUAUUGAAAUAUUAAAGGAGGUAUUCUUGAGUAGGUCAAGUAACGAGAAUAGGCACUUUGUUUUGUUCAAGUUUUAGAUGCAGAGAAGAUGAGAGAGUACGUAAAAGGGUCAGUGUCGCUGGCUGUGCCACUCAUGAAAACAAGAAAAUAUCUUGUCAAGUUGAUUUGGAGUGAAAUAGCAGCAAAUGAAUCACUGAAAAGGCAAGGAGUGUGUCACAGUCAUAAACCACAUUCUCCCACUGAUAUGCCUCAGCUCACACCGACUUCUGUCGCCUUGAUACUCUCAAACAAGUCAGUUAAAAAGAAACCUGUUUAGUAAGGCCUCACCCUUCUGAAGUGGGAUGAGUGAAAGACCAGAUUGACUUUUCCAUAAUACGGAUUCUCUAAGCAACAGUCUUAAAUUCACCUCUUACACAUACAUAGAGUGAGUUCUCAGGAUUUUCUAACCUUUGAUGUUGACCUUCUUUGCUGCUGUUUGUAACUUUUCAUUUGUGUGAGGACAGAGGUAUAAAGGGACAUGACUUUGAUUGUCCUUAUUUAUGAAAAGUGAGCUUAUUCUCUUGUCAUGACCUAUCAGUAGAAAGGGAGAGGCUGAGAAAGAGGACUGCCCAUAUGCAUGGAAAAAGACAAGGAAAGGACUUUAAUAGGGGCUUAUACUGUGUCUAACUAUGAUCGCUAAGCUUAGGCCAGGAGUGGUUAAGGAGGUCUUCAGGCCCGCGCUAGUUUGCCUUGUGUGAGGUGUGUAACUGGAGGCAAGUGUUGAGCACUGAGAUGAUAUGUUUUUACAGCGCAGUCUUGCUGUGCUUUGGGAUGGCAAUAAACCACGGCCUUCAAAGCACAGCCAAGCGCCACUUACUGCUGAGUGCUUCUCUGGUGGUUGGACGAGAUUACUCUCAAAACAAAGUGCAGACAGGUUGAUUAAUAGAAGGGUCUGCAGAGGUGCGUGCCGCAGUAUAUUUUCACACCCAACGAAGACUCAUUCUCUUCAUUCGCAUGGACUUUUAUGGGAUGAUCCUGUCACUAUGUGAGUUUGUCACUUCAUAAAAACGGGCCCCCUCUUUGAGUGUCUUUUUUAGUGAAAACUUAUCAGAGCUGUUACAAACUUGUUGUUUUAAUGUCGAGGGAGUGCACUGUAACGAAAGGGCAACACAGUUUACAGACCAUAUUAGUCCAUAGCAAAAUUUGGGGAUGAAGAGACCUGGUUGUGCCUCGAAAAAUCUGCACCAUAAAUUCCAAGCAUCCUUGUACAAACUGAUAUGAAUGCAAAUGAGAUAAAUAAUACUCUGUUUUAACCUCUGACUGACCAAAGGGAUUACUGACUGAUGCUGUACUCUCCCUGACUGUCAU
Messenger RNA from Siniperca chuatsi (mandarin fish), 14117 nucleotides. RefSeq lists its product as uncharacterized. The transcript is spliced from 7 exons. The record is from RefSeq and is a predicted model, not a curated record. NCBI's taxonomy places the organism in Eukaryota, Metazoa, Chordata, Actinopteri, Centrarchiformes, Sinipercidae. Bases 11781 to 12503 code for a protein of 240 amino acids.